AUGGAUCAAAAUACCCAAAAUGCUCCGACCGACUCAGUUGACAUGGCUGAAAAGAAAUCAACUGCUCAAACUAACGCAGUCAUCAAUGGCCAAAAAGAAGUCAACUGCUCACCACUAUGGAAUUACCCCCCAAAAAAGUCAACCUCACCAGCCUUACUUCCUCUUCCAGCAGAAAUGAUCAGGAUGAUAGCAGAAUUGCUUCCGGACAGUUACGCAGCCUGUCUUACUCUCAGUAGCCGCGUUUAUUUGGCGGCGAAGCGACAUCGAUCCGGCAUCGAUCUUGGAUUUCCUCUCGAGGCUUUCCGACACCAAGAAGUUACACAUCAUCAGUCCACGAAUACAACAACUUUACCGUCCGUUGAUGCCCGGUUUGUUUCCAAUGAGCUUCGGUUGCGAUCUCAAACCUGGGAUUUUCUCCCUCGGAGCCAAAAUGACGCAACCAUUGAGGAUAUAGCUUAUGGUGGAAUAUCGGAUAGAGUCUGUAAUCAUUCAAAACGACGUUCACUGGAAUUCGUGGUGUCAAAUUUUGUGGGAAGUAACUCUUCCCUUGCACGAACAGUGCAAUGCCACUAUUGUUGGAUGGACUUUGGAAUGCGUCGAAAACACUGUGGAGUGUCAGGAACUGCGAUCAUAAUUACAAGAUGGAUCAAUCUUGGAGCUGGUCUAGACCCCAAUGAUCUCAGUAUCCGAGAAGCUUUCGAAGAUCAGGAAGGAUUGUCAGAGGAAGAGUUUACUUCUGGUAAUUAUGAGAAAUUGUUAUCGGAGAUGGAAAAGAAAGCCUCGAAUUAA
Botrytis porri is the source of this 789-nucleotide messenger RNA. RefSeq lists its product as uncharacterized. The record is from RefSeq and is a predicted model, not a curated record. The transcript is spliced from 3 exons. Bases 1 to 789 code for a protein of 262 amino acids. Lineage: Eukaryota; Fungi; Ascomycota; Leotiomycetes; Helotiales; Sclerotiniaceae.